AAACAUUUCUUGAUUUUGUAAAAAUUUAGAGCAAUGGCAAAAAAUAUAAACACCAUUAUUAUGUUCUAUUUAGUUGUAUCUCUUUUUGUACAGAGCAAGGCAGAGAUAGAUGUAACUACCGUUGAGGCUCCAUCUCCAUCUCCAUCUCCAGCUCCAGCUCCAUCUCCUUCUCCUUCUCCUGCUCCAUCUCCAUCUCCAACACCAGCUCCUGCUCCAACACCAGCAACUUCUAAUCAAACAUCAGAUACACCAGCAACUCCAGUGCCAACACCACCUACUCCAACAACUCCUAUUCCAACACCACCUACUCCAACAACACCAGCAACUCCAAAUUCACCUCCUGCAACUCCAGAUCCAUCGCACGGUACAACAGAAGGCAGUCUUAAACCAGAAGAAUGUAGUCCUCGUUGUGAUUACAGAUGCUCAAAAACACAUCAUAAGAAGCCAUGUUUGUUCUUCUGUAAAAAGUGUUGCGCAGAAUGCUUGUGUGUGCCUCCAGGAACUUAUGGAAACAAGGAAGUUUGUCCUUGUUAUGACAAUUGGAAGACCAAAAGAGGAACACCCAAAUGUCCUUGAAUGUUUGAACUUUCAUGUACUAUAUAGGACAACAUUCAUUGUGUCAUUUAGUUAUGUUUUGUCUCUUGAUUUUUGUUAUUCCUCAAGGAAUAAAUGAAAAUUUUAUGA
This is a messenger RNA of Cicer arietinum (chickpea), 684 nucleotides long. RefSeq lists its product as uncharacterized. NCBI's taxonomy places the organism in Eukaryota, Viridiplantae, Streptophyta, Magnoliopsida, Fabales, Fabaceae. The record is from RefSeq and is a predicted model, not a curated record.